Mytilus trossulus (common blue mussel) is the source of this 998-nucleotide messenger RNA. RefSeq lists its product as uncharacterized. The record is from RefSeq and is a predicted model, not a curated record. The transcript is spliced from 7 exons. The coding region runs from base 120 to 998 and encodes 292 amino acids. Lineage: Eukaryota; Metazoa; Mollusca; Bivalvia; Mytilida; Mytilidae.
UUGUGGGUCUUUUUUAAAAGUCAGAUUGUACAUUCCUGGAGUUAAAGACACAGACGAAGUUUCUUUCCCCUUACUCAGAUGAUCCCAUUCGAGAAAGCUACCACAAUGUAUCGAAAGUAAUGGGGAACCAGCUGCUGAUUUUUGUUGGAUUUUUAAUUCAGUUAGGUGUAACAAUUGCCGACGAAGAAUGUCCUUAUAAGGGUCUUAACAGACUGAAUGCUGUUAAAGGAAAACGUUAUGCUGUAGUGAACCCAGAUAUUCCAGGAGCCUAUAACUUUAAGCCCAAACUUCCAGUAAAAGUAUACGGAAAUACAGGAUGGCAGGAUAUUAAUUAUUCCAUAGGAAAUGGCACUAAAUGUGUUUUUACUUAUGUUGUGAAAGUACUAAGGUGUGAACAGGAAGUCAGCAGCAUAAGUGAUUAUGAAGGUGGCACAAACUGCUCCGUCUUGAUGUGGGGGAGAUCAUGUAAUGCCGCCUGUUCUGAUGGUAAAGUGUCUGUGGGUGGACCAGCAGUGUUUACAUGUGAAAUAGAUAAUAGUAACAGGACCUUUCUACAGUUAGAUAAAGCCACUGUUUGUCAAAGUAUGUUUAUCUCUUUACAAAAUAAAUACCCUGGUAAGGACUUAAUAUUUCUACUGGACACUUGGAAAAAAGUUUUAGGAUCCAGAUUGGCCCCUGGAGAAGAUAGGUUUAGUUGCAACCUCAAGGGAUCUGUAAAAAUAAAAUGGCCAACAAUAGAUUUUACAUUAGUUUUCCGAGUUUUGGAAAGUUUCAGGUUCCAACAACAUACAGAUUUGACUGGUAAUGGAACAAUACUUUUCUCAAUGACAGAAUGUUCCAACUGUGCUCUCUCGAAUUUAACAGGACUUGAUCUCAAAGAAUCUGAGAUACCAUCUUUCAAAUUUUACCCAUUCCUUCCAUGUAGAAUGGAUGGUUGUUUGGAGGAUUCACUUCACAUGUUUAAAGCAAGGACCAAAUACUUGGGACCAAAUGGUUGA